Molecule: messenger RNA, 3619 nt
Organism: Engraulis encrasicolus (European anchovy)
Lineage: Eukaryota; Metazoa; Chordata; Actinopteri; Clupeiformes; Engraulidae
Gene: map2k2a
Product: mitogen-activated protein kinase kinase 2a
Exons: 11
Coding region: 637-1833 (398 amino acids)
Biological process (GO): protein phosphorylation
Molecular function (GO): ATP binding; protein kinase activity
Source: RefSeq, a predicted model, not a curated record
CUUCCUUUUGGGUUAGCUGCUUCUUCCUGGACCGGAAUCCCCACCGAAUAUUGUGAAACCCACUGUGUUCUCAACACGCACCCCUCCCGUUAUUCUGGAGAGGAAGCAGCCGUGCCCCUAAACGCGCAAGGGUCCGAGGAAGGUGCUAGCAGCAAUUUAGUGUUGCUGGCCCUAUUUGCGCGAGAACCGUGAGCCAUCAAGUCGCCUUCCGUCGAGCAAAACACGAUUUUCGCUUGGAGAACGCAAGCAGACAGACAUUUCAGUGAUGUACUUUGCACAAUUAUUAUGACAUGCAGUACAGUAUAUUGUGGCUUAAUUCAAGUGCAGACUGUCAAUUAUAAGUGCUAAAUUAUUUGCUUCUGGUGAAACGAUAAACGCCUAGCUGUCAAGCCACUAAAACUAGCCUAAAAUGAUUACUGGGCAUGAUCUACUUGUCCAAUUGAGCAGCAGCUAAUACGCUAGCUGGCUAACUGUCUCGUAGAGUUGGUGAAUAUUAUUUUUUUGGUGAUAAUUGGGGGCCGUGUUGUUCGUACCUCGGGAUAUUUCCAUCAUUUUGGUCGUGUACAGUCGGGUUUUGAUUGGAUCUGAGUGCUAAGUGCUUUUCGCGUAGUAGACGUUCAGAUUGUAGUAGCAGAUAUGGCCCCAAAGAAGAGACCUGGCCCUAUUGUCAUAACACCUGCUGGAGAGGGGCAACCACCGUCCACCAACGCAGCAAUUGAGACCAGCCUGGUAGACCUUCCGAAAUUGCUCGGGGAGUUGGACUUGGACGAGCAGCAAAGGAAACGUUUGGAGGCUUUCCUCACCCAGAAAGCCAAGGUGGGCGAACUCAAAGAUGAUGACAUGUUCCCCAUCUGCGAGCUGGGAGCGGGCAACGGUGGAGUGGUCCAUAAAGUUCGCCACAAACCCUCUGGGCUAGUGAUGGCCAGAAAGCUCAUCCAUUUAGAAAUCAAGCCUGCAGUUCGCAACCAGAUCAUCAGAGAGCUUCAGGUGCUGCACGAGUGUAACUCGCCCUACAUCGUGGGUUUCUACGGGGCCUUCUACAGCGACGGAGAGAUCAGCAUCUGCAUGGAGCACAUGGACGGAGGAUCCCUGGACCAGGUGCUGAAGGAAGCCAAGAGGAUACCUGAGGAGAUCCUGGGGAAAGUCAGCAUUGCCGUACUGAGAGGACUUGCCUAUCUCCGGGAGAAGCAUCAAAUUAUGCAUAGAGACGUCAAGCCGUCCAACAUCUUGGUGAACUCUCGAGGGGAGAUCAAGCUGUGUGACUUUGGCGUGAGCGGCCAGCUCAUCGACUCCAUGGCCAACUCGUUUGUGGGAACGCGCUCCUACAUGUCGCCGGAGAGACUGCAGGGCACCCACUACUCGGUGCAGUCGGAUAUCUGGAGCAUGGGCCUGUCUCUGGUGGAGAUGGCCAUCGGACGCUUCCCCAUCCCGCCCCCUGACGCCAAGGAGCUGGAGGCCAUCUUCGGGCGGCCCAUGCUGGACGAGGCGGGCGGGGAGGCCCUCAGCACCUCCCCCAGGCCCCGGCCCCCAGGCGGGCGGCCUGUCAGCGGACACGGAAUGGACAGUCGUCCGGCGAUGGCUAUAUUUGAACUACUGGACUACAUUGUCAAUGAGCCUCCUCCCAAGCUGCCGCAUGGUGUCUUCACCUCCGACUUCCAGGAGUUUGUGAAUAGAUGCCUCAUAAAGAACCCCGCAGACCGGGCAGACCUGAAGAUGCUGGUGAGCCACACGUUCAUCAAGCGUGCAGAGGUGGACAACGUGGACUUUGCGGGCUGGAUGUGCAAGACCAUGGGCCUGAACCAACCCAGCACCCCCACCCGCUGUGCCGAAUGAGCAGCCUGCUGCCCUCUCCUCGCGCUCCCCUCACCACUCCACACUUCUGUCAUCUCCCCUUUGCCUUCGUUGUGCAACACACACACACAUAUACUGUACACAAAUAUACACACACUGUACACUGUACAUACAUACACACACACACGCUUUCAUUCACACUCCCACAUAUAGUCAUACACACAGCUCCAUGGUUUCGCUCUCAUUUUUUAAGUUGUCAAUCUGGCAUCUUUGGAGGUGCAUUGCAACAACGAAUCAUGUCCUUUUUUUUGAUUAAGCGCUGAAAUGAAUUUGUUACAGAAAAAAAAUGUCAAAAUGUCAAAUUCUCUACAUUUUCUUUCCCUUUCUCGUUCAUUCAUGCUCUCACUUCCUUUUUUGUAUUCUAAUUUUCAGUGUUUUAAGGUGGACUUGUAUGCUCCAUGGGAUCUAUUAUUACGGGCGAAUGUGGGUUACUCAUAUCAUGAAUGUGAAAUGGUCACCAAAACACCACUGUUGUUGGCCAAGAGCAUGUUGCCGUGUCACGUGAACAGACAUGGUGGAAGAUGACUGUAUCAUUUAAUUAAUUUCCUUUCUUUUUUUGUAAUCAUCAUAUUUUUUGUUCAUUGUUCUUUUCGUCUUUUUUUCUGUUCUUUCUUUUCUUUCCUUUUUUUUCCGUUUUUUGGCCUGUUCAAUUUGAAACCAAAGAAGGUACUGUUGUGAAUGCGGGAGUGAUUAUGCCAUUUGCGCUGUGAUAGUGUUGAUAUCAUGAAUGUAAGACUCAUGGCUACUGUAAAAGUUCUCCAGGCAUUUUUGCUUCCCAUACAAGAGAAGCCACAUUUAAGGGGGUGGGGGAGUGCAUGGUGGUUGGAGGGAGUUUGGUGAUGACAAUUUUGAAGGGUGGAAGGAGGGUGAAAGGGGGAGGAGGUCAUGCUGUAGCCUUCGUGGCCAAGACGUGACCUCUGCCGGUUAUCAUGAGAUGUAUAUGCUUUUAAGUCUUAUAUAUAUUUUUUGACCGUAAUCUAAAAAAAAAAAAAUCAUACGAAAUUUACUCUGUAAGUUACAAAGCCUGAUAAAAAAACCGUACUGUAUUUUACCUGUGCAUUUUUUUGCAGCCAGAGGAGAAGCUCAAAGAGGAAAAAUGUGUUUGGUGCUUCUGUCUCUGUGGAGGCCAAAAGCAUCGGUCCCAUCAUUGGACUCUGAGGGCGCGGUGAUGAUGUACUUGUUUCGUGUCAAGCUGGCAUGGUCAAUUUGUCUUGCUUCUUUACCCUUUUCAAUCCAUGGUGGUUCGUUUGGAUGUCUACAGAACAUGCCUGAUUCAUAUUUCUUAUCUCUUUUGCCUGAGUUUUUUUUCUUUUUUUCUUGUUGCUGUUGUUUUUUGUUUUUGUUUUCCUUUCUCUCAAAAUGGUUUGAGUAUAGGUCGACGCUUCAGUGCUUUACUUUUGCGUGACUUGUUCCCCCAAGUUGACAACUUUUUAGGGGAAGACCCUUGCUCAGUAUCGGCAUCGCCGGUAGUGGUGAAAGCCGUCUUUUCUUGCUUGUUCUGUGCUCUCUGGUAUUCUCUUUGCUAUUCUGUUCUUCUCCCACAGAGAAAGAGGAUUUAUUUGGAAGUGGGGAGGAGAAGCAUUGCCACGUGUUUUGUGUGUGAAGCUAAGGUAACAGUGCAGAGUAAGUGUGCUGCCCCUGCAGUCUUAAAGAUGAAAUUUUUUUGACCAGUUUAGAGGAAAAGUUUGGGGGGAAAAGUCAUUUUAUUGUCACGCAAAAAUAUGUUGAAUACAGUUCUAAUAUAAAAAUAAAACCUAUUUGUGAAUGA